Triticum dicoccoides is the source of this 1445-nucleotide messenger RNA. RefSeq names its product RHOMBOID-like protein 1. Gene Ontology annotation, biological process: proteolysis. Gene Ontology annotation, cellular component: membrane. The record is from RefSeq and is a predicted model, not a curated record. The transcript is spliced from 6 exons. Lineage: Eukaryota; Viridiplantae; Streptophyta; Magnoliopsida; Poales; Poaceae. Gene Ontology annotation, molecular function: serine-type endopeptidase activity. The coding region runs from base 180 to 1133 and encodes 317 amino acids.
CCGGCCCCGGCCCCGGCUCGGGCACUGGCGCCGUCGAGGUCCGCGUCGAGCGCUCGCAGCGCCCGCCCGUGCACCACCCCAACUCGGCACGCCUCAGGGCGCGCCCCUACUACCGCCGAUGGACGCCCUGGCUCGUCCCGGCCGCCUCCAUCGCCUGCGUCGCCGUCUUCCUCGUCACCAUGUUCGUUAACGACUGCCCCAACCGCAGCGCCGGCAACUGCUCCGCGGGCUUCCUCGGCCGAUUCGCCUUCCAGCCGCUCAAGGAGAACCCGCUCCUCGGCCCAUCCUCCACCACAUUGCUGAAGAUGGGAGCUCUAGAUGUAUCUAAAGUUGUGCAAGGUCGCCAGGGAUGGCGUCUGAUUACGUGUAUCUGGCUCCAUGCCGGGGUUGUUCAUUUACUCAUCAACGUGCUUUGCCUUCUAUUUAUUGGUAUUCGACUUGAACAAGAAUUUGGGUUUGUGAGGAUUGGUCUUGUUUAUCUCAUUUCUGGUUUUGGUGGGAGCUUGAUGUCUGCUCUCUUCAUCCGAGCAAGUAUUUCCGUUGGUGCUUCUGGUGCUUUGUUUGGACUGAUUGGGUCGAUGCUUUCUGAACUCAUCACAAAUUGGUCACUCUAUGCAAAUAAGGUGGCAGCAUUACUAACCCUGGUACUUGUAAUCGUGGUGAACUUGGCCCUUGGGAUACUCCCCAGAGUAGAUAACUUUGCUCAUAUUGGGGGUCUUAUAUCUGGGUUCCUUCUUGGAUUUGUUGUCUUCAUUCGACCACAAUUUGCGUGGAUUAACCAGAGAAGAGUAGCACCUGGACCACAAGCUGCUCCUGCUGAACGCAAGCACAAGACGUAUCAAUAUAUAUUGUGGAUAGUUGCUGCUGUUCUGUUGAUUGUCGGGUUCACAGUGGCUAUAGUUCUGCUUUUCCGGGGAUAUAAUGCGAACGAUCACUGUUCUUGGUGCCAUUAUCUCAGUUGUGUUCCUACUAAAAAAUGGAAGUGCAACUCGUCACCGACAACAUGCACGGCAAUGCUACAGGGAAAUACCUUGAACUUGACAUGUGAAGGCAAAGGGAUAUACCGGAGCUACAUUGUGGCCGAAGCUACGCAAGAUAAGAUAGACCAGCUCUGCAACCAGCUUUGCAGUUAGGAGAACCGGAUUCCCUGAGCUCUCCCAGCUUCUAACAUGAUUUUUAUUCUUUCUGUACAUGAAGAGAAUACUAUUUUAAUAGAAGGUUACUUAUGGAGGGAAAUAUUCAGUGUUGCAUAGUAGGUUGCUUGUGAUUAAUCUUGAGAAGUGGUGAAGUGUUGCUCCGAUUCCCGGAUGGAUGGAAACUGAGAGGAAAAGGCCAAGAGGAUUAGACCUCUCCCAAUGCAUUGGUGCUAAAGUGGGGUGCUAAGUGCAUUAAAAUGCUUAGCAACUAAUGUCCCCAAUGCAUUGGUGCUUAGGUUUUGUAGCUAA